Ctenocephalides felis (cat flea) is the source of this 1335-nucleotide messenger RNA. It is a transcript of the gene GPHR, whose product is annotated as Golgi pH regulator. Gene Ontology annotation, biological process: intracellular pH reduction. The record is from RefSeq and is a predicted model, not a curated record. The transcript has 8 exons. Gene Ontology annotation, molecular function: voltage-gated monoatomic anion channel activity. Lineage: Eukaryota; Metazoa; Arthropoda; Insecta; Siphonaptera; Pulicidae. Bases 1 to 1335 code for a protein of 444 amino acids. Gene Ontology annotation, cellular component: Golgi cisterna membrane.
AUGGGUUUUCUGGAGGAUACACUUAUUAUAUUAAUCUCCCAAGUCUUCUUUUUUGCUGGAGGAUGGGUAUUUUUUGUAAAGAAGUUAUUUCGAGACUACGAAGUACAUCAUACUUUGGUCCAAUUAAUAUUCUCUGUCACUCUUGCCUUGUCUUUAACAAUGUUCGAGUUGAUUAUAUUUGAGAUUAUUGGAUAUUUAGAUUCGAGUUCUCGAUACUUCCACUGGCAACUAGGUUUAUACCUUUUACUCAUAAUGGUGAUCGCAAUAAUACCUUUCUAUAUAGCCUAUUUUUGCAUAAGCAAUAUACGUUAUGUUAGAAGUGAUCUCAUCAGGCCUCUAACACUCACAGUAUGGUUACUAUUUUUAUAUUGUUUUUGGAAAAUUGGUGACCCAUUUCCAUUACUUGCUGGAAAGCAACGUAGUGUUUUGUGUUUGGAACAAGCUGUUUCUAGAAUUGGUGUAAUCGGGGUUACAGUCAUGGCUGUUUUGAGUGGUUUUGGUGCUGUAAAUUAUCCAUACACGAGCAUGGCAUAUUUUAUUCGUCCAGUAUCUGAAGCUGAUGUGAUGACUGUGGAGAAAAGAUUACUGCAGACUAUGGAUAUGAUAUUAGUGAAAAAGAAAAGAAUAGCUUUGAAUAAAAAGCGUGAGAAGACACCCAGUAGUGGUGGUAUUUGGGGAAUGAUUACAUCUGUUACAAUAAAAACUGGGACUGAAAAUGUAUCACAACUAAAACAAGAAAUAGAAGCACUUGAAGAAUUGAGCAGACAACUCUUUUUGGAGGCUCAUUCUGCACAUAAUAUGCGAGAGAAAGAAUUGUGGUCUAAAACUUGGCAAGGACAUUAUUUCAAUGCAUUGGGGUACUUCUUUUCUUUGUACUGCGUUUGGAAAAUUUUUAUAUCCACAAUUAAUAUAGUUUUUGACAGAGUUGGACGUAAAGACCCUGUAACCAGAGCUUUGGAAAUAGCAGUUAUUUGGGCUGGUUUGGAAAUUGAUUCAGUAGCCUUUUGGUCCCAACACAUAUCAUUUUUCUUGGUCGGUUGUAUAGUUGUUACAAGCAUCAGAGGUUUAUUGUUAACACUAACAAAGUUCUUUUAUAAAAUAUCAAGCAGCAAGUCCUCGAAUAUAAUUGUUCUAGUGUUAGCUCAAAUAAUGGGAAUGCAUUUUUGUUCAUCCGUACUUCUGAUGAGAAUGAAUAUGCCUGCUGAAUACAGAGUUAUUAUAACACAAGUUUUGGGAGAUUUGCAAUUUAAUUUCUAUCAUCGAUGGUUUGAUGUUAUAUUUUUAGUCAGUGCUAUUACAAGUAUUGUUACUUUGUAUUUAGCACAUAAGCAAUAA